AUGCUCGUCUGCAGUGCAAACCCGCCAUCGCACCGGGACGUGGUGACGACACAGGGUACAGUGAGGGGGUACUACGCGCCCCGACCACCUCACUACGCGUACCUCGGGCUGCCCUACGCCCGCCCGCCCACAGGACACGAUAGGUUUAAGGCACCAACACCGCCUAAAGCUUGGACCGGGAUUUUCGAAGCCAUCCACAAGAUCAAGUGUCCGCAGCCAGAUGGUUCAGGAGAAGAGAACUGUUUGGUGCUCAAUGUGUUUGCACUAGCAGGUGCAGCGUCCGCGCCGGUGAUUGUGCACUUCCACGACGGAGGGUAUCAGAAAGGGUGGGGCGCGUACAAAGGUCCCGAAAGGUUACUCGAUCAAGGAUUUAUAAUAGUAACUUUCAACUAUCGACUCGGUAUCCUUGGAUUUUUAUGUUUGGAUUUGGAAGAAGUGCCUGGAAAUGCUGGUCUGAAAGACCAAGUAGCUGCUUUGUAUUGGAUACAGCAAAACAUCGCUAGGUUUGGUGGCAAUGCGUCAGAUAUUACAGCUUACGGUACAGGAGCGGGUGCAGCUUCCACAGAGAUGUUGUUAUUGUCCGGUUUAACAAAGGAUCUUAUUCAUAAAGUGAUUAUGGAAUCAGGAUCGGCUUUAUCGCCAUCGUCCAUUACUCAUGACCCACAUGCCGAUGCUUUACAUGUUGCUAACUAUCUAGGAUAUAAGGGCAUCGAUGAUUCCAAAUAUCUAAAAGACUUUUACAAAGAGCUUCCGGUUAGAAAUCUAACUAAUGUGUCCAGAAAAUUAUUGCCCUGUAUAGAAAAAGCCUAUCAUUCAACACAUAGUUUACUAAAUACAGACCCCAGGAAUAUCAUAAAAAGUGGAAGUUACCAUCAUGUUCCAACACUAAUUGUAUACACAAACACUGAACAAAUGGCAGUAAUUUCUGAAAACAUUCAUCGGUUUAAGACAGCACCUGACACUUUUGUUGAUCUGCUUCCAUCAGAUUUGUCUUACGAUAGUGACCAAAUGAAAUAUAAAAUAGCUGAGCUGGUAAAACAUUUCUAUUUUAAUGAACUGGAACUAAAGGAAAGUAUAAUACAAAGUUAUGUUGAUUAUGUAAAUGAUAUAUUUUUGGAAUACCCAUUAAUUAAAUCUGCAAGUUAUCAUUCAAAGAAAACUCCAGUGUUUUUAAUGAAAUUUUUAUAUAAGGGAACGUUAAGCAGAAAUAUGAAUGAGAAAAUUCAUGGUGCUGCACAUGGCGAUGUAUUCAGAUACAUCAGUUCUAGUAAAAAUUUAGAUGGCUUUGAUGCUGUGAUUGUUGAGACAAUUAUAGCUUUGUGGACAAAUUUUAUAAAAUUGGGGGAUCCCACACCUUUAACUACAAAGUACAUUUCUGAAAUAUGGCAACCAGUUGUUCCACAUAUGAGUGAUGGGAAUGUAAUAAUUCUACAUAAUAUUAAUUGCUUUAUCUUAGGCAAAUCUCUGAGAAAUGAAGUAUUGCCCGGACAGCAAUUUUUAUUCUGGGAUCAUAUUUAUGAAAAAUUUUAUAUUAAUUUGGCAGAG
Molecule: messenger RNA, 1545 nt
Organism: Brenthis ino (lesser marbled fritillary)
Lineage: Eukaryota; Metazoa; Arthropoda; Insecta; Lepidoptera; Nymphalidae
Source: the annotation of a GenBank genome assembly